This is a messenger RNA of Melanaphis sacchari, 2375 nucleotides long. Its product is annotated as transcription initiation factor TFIID subunit 12b-like. NCBI's taxonomy places the organism in Eukaryota, Metazoa, Arthropoda, Insecta, Hemiptera, Aphididae. The coding region runs from base 789 to 2123 and encodes 444 amino acids. The transcript has a single exon. The record is from RefSeq and is a predicted model, not a curated record.
CAAUCUCCUCGACGAUACUUAACUAUUUUAUUACUCUUUACAGGCGUUUCGUACUUAUUCUGCCUGCUGUGUAUUAAAAAUUGUCAUGACGUAUAUCUUUGUUUUAGUAAUAUAAAUUUAAAAUACACUACUAUAUUCAAGCAUUUUAAACGUUUACUUUACCAUUUACCUUUGUUUUCUUCUGACAACUGUUUUCGCACAAACACCUAAAAUCGUGUAAGUAUACAUUAGUCCUAAUCCAUACAGCUAACACAGUGGAAUUCAACUCAUUUGUAAAUGAGGUCAUCAGUGUUUUGGUAUAAUAUUAUCUUUUAAUAUUAAUCGAAUAAUAAUCAUAAGUCCUUUCUUGAUAUAUAUUGUUUGCAUAUUAUUGUUUGACUGUUGAAGUAAUGUUGACAGUUUCGCGCAAAGCUAUGUAAAACAUUCGCAUGCCGAUCAUCGAUUUGUAUACAUAAUAUUAUAUUAUUUGAUAUGUUAUUAUUUAUAACGUCAACCUGGACUACAUUCGGCACUUAAUUAUACAAAUGCAUCAUUUACCUAUACCUAAUAUUACAUGAUAUAUAGUUUCGUAAUAUGCGUCCGUGUUGAAUGUUUAGUUUGGGGACCGAACGAUAGGUUGCGAAACGGUUUCCCGUCGGUCAGCACAUUAAUUUGUUUUGUUUACAUCGGCACGCGACCGUAUUUCUAUAUAUAUAUAUCAUAGGUGACUGGACACACGGAAUCUAUAAAGACAUCGAUCGCCGGACGUACUGAAUUGACCGCAAACACCUGAAAACAUACAAAACAACAUGAAGUCCGUUGUUGUCGCAGUGUUGUUCGUAGUGGCAGCCACUGUUGUCGGCGCCUCGUCGGUGCGCGUGAAAAAAGACGUCGGAUCAAAGAAAAGUGAACAGUGCGUGUACGCGGACGUGUCAAAAACAGGUAAGAAGACGAUUGUCUGCGGUGAUCCAGCGCCACCCACGUUGGCCUCUAUCUUGGCCAGUCAACUGCAGAGACAGUCUACAGCCCCCGAAGCCAGGAUUCCGUCUGAAAAAUGUUUUGACCUAAAUAAAUCUAAGCCCGCGCCCGUGUCCGUGUACGUGCAACCGCAGCCCGUCAUGCACCACGAACAACCACACUACGAACAGUUGCACGUGAUUCACCAUCAGGUGCCUCAAGUGCACUACGUGCAACAGCAACAGCCGCUGGUGCACUAUCAACCGACAGUCGUUUACCAAAAACCGGUGGCACAAAUACAACCUUACAAGUCUCCAUGUUCACAGUACGGUGGUUACUCGGACGGCGGUUACUCGAGCGGUAAUUACUUGGGCGGCGGUUACCGUAUGGCUGAUGAUGCAUAUCCCAUGGCGGUACUGACGAGGGCAGUAGGCGAGGCAGACGAAAUAGCAAACGCUGCAGACGAUAUAUACGAAGACGAAAAUGUGGCGCCGAUAACGCAAAACUACUUGGAGGCGGGACCGUUCGAAGGCAAUUCGGCAGUGGCCCGCAAAGGGUUCGGUAGCGGCCGCCCAAGAACUGUGGCUAUGCGACCCAUGUUCGUGCCGGCUAUGGUAAGGUCAACAGACCCGUACGGAUAUGAAGACGGUGUCGGACCGGAAUGGCAGCCACAGCAGCGGUUCGUAUCGGAACCGGAGAUUCAGUUCCCAGACCAGUAUUCACAACAAGCGAUAGUCGGCCGGUUCCCGGGCGCCGAGAGAUCUAUGGCGUCGGCAGUUGCCGAAGGUCCGUUGGACAGACGACAGCUUGCAUAUAGUGGUUACGUGCCCGUCCGGCCUGAGAUGAUUAUGUCGAUGACGGACCGGUACAACUAUGGCGGAUAUUCGAGGACAGCCGGACAACAAGCGCUGCAAGAGCAACAACUGAUUCAACAGCAACAGCAACAACUACAACAACAGCAACAACUACAACAACAACAACUACAACAGCAACAACUACAACAGCAACAACUACAACAGCAACAACUACAACAGCAACAACAACAACCACAACAGCCCUCGCAGGUCGUUUUACCGGCCCAACAGCUGACCGGGGGAGAGGUCGACGGGACGCCUGCGGCAGUACCCGCAAAGGUCGAACCGAAAGAUUUAAAACCAGCCGAUCGCAAGAAAAACAUGAAAAAUUAAACUCCUCGACGGUUAGUCUACAGUAUAUAAUAUUAUAAAAUUGUAUCUCGUGUUAAUAUUUCCCACACAACAAAAGUCUUACAUUGUAUUUUAUUGUGUUCGAUUAGACGUUGUACGUUUUACCGAAAACGGCCAUGACUUUUUUACGAUAUAUAUUUUAUUAUGUGAUUCUAACAUCAUAUUUUUUUUUACGCACGCACUGUUUCAAUACCUACUAUAACUAUAAUAAUAUAGUUUAAUAAAAAAAAACGU